AUGGAAUCUGCGGACAGUUCCAAUGCAGCCAUCUCCUACACCCAGGAUGGCGCACCGGGAUCCUACUCUCUGCGCGAGCUGAUCAGAGACGUGCCGCUGUCGACCGAUGACGACGGCGUCCGAGCACACAUUACCUGUGCCGAUACGUGGAAUGGCAACCUCUACAUUGGCACGUCUUCCGGAGAGGUCUUCCACUACGUCUCUAUCCCACCAGAUCCAUCCGACGAGAGCAGCGGCCCCAGCUACAUCUUCGCGACCCGCAUCGAACCCGCCUUCACCCACCAACAGCAGGGAGCAGAUGCUGGUGUAAAACAGAUUCUGCUGCUACCCAAUGCUGGCAAAGCAUGCAUCGUGUGCAACAGCACCCUCACUUUCUACACUCUGCCGGAGCUGAGUCCAGCGUUCGAUGGCAGGAUCAGGCAAGCAGGAUGUCUGUGGGUUGGCGGUCGUGAUCGGAACGAGAAUGGCGGUGACAAUGGCAACACUGGGGGAACAGUGGUGGUGAUUUGCUUGAGGCAAAGGCUACGGCUGAUCAAGAUAGGUGAAGAGGCGCGUAAGAUUAGAGACAUCGAGCUGGGCGGGGUGUCCACUCUCGAGAGAAGAGGGGAUCUCGCAUGCGUAGCAGAUGGCAACGCCUACUCUUUGCUUGAUGUCGUAAAUCAGCGUAAGAACGAGCUUUUCCCAAUAUCAUCCUUGAGCGAAAUCAGGCCGCCAUCGCAGGACAUUCUGGCUCCAGCACAGAAUCGCCAGGCCUCGAGAAGCUUCUCAUCCCACAGUCCGAUUCGUCAAGGUCGAGGCCAUCAGCGGAAUAUCAGUCUAGGUGGCCAACCGCAGAGCAGGGACCGCUUGCACCCAGACAGCAGUUCGCCAUGGCCAGCGAGGAGCUCAUCCCGUGUGAUCGAGCCCGCCGAGUCUCCUGCUCCUUCAAGUCGAGAGGAGAGCCCGACUAAGCCUGACGCAACGACUACUUCAGCGGCCAGUGAAGGUUCUCAGACUGCCUCCACACAGCAGCCGCCCAAACAGACACUCCCGCCGAACAUAGUCUCGCCUACUGCCAACGAGUUUCUCCUGACGACAGGCACAAAGAUGACAGAUCCUGGUGUUGGCAUGUUUGUGAAUCUAGACGGCGAUGUGGUGCGUGGAACCAUUGAAUUCAGCAGCUAUCCUGAGUCGCUUGUUCUGGACGGUGCUUCAAGUGCAGAAGUUCUGCCAUCUCCAGAUGGGACCCCACAAGAAGGUCACGUGCUUGCUGUGGUACGGAAAUCGCGUGGAGAAACUGCCGAAAGAUGUGUAGAAAUCCAAAGAUGGGAUGCGGAUCCUGGCGAGGCUCACAGGACCAAAGAAUGGUUGACACUUGCGUCAGCGAGUACUGCAUCAGAGGACGGCUUUGCUAGAGGCACUGGACUUCGCACUGCAUCAACGGCAGCUGAUCUCGCCGUCGGUGACGUCUCCUCAAGCCUACGACUAAGGCGGCUCAAGCUUCAGCAGCAGCUCGAAGACAGCCUCGAGACUAAACGAAACGAAGAGGAGGACAAGUUGGCAUCUCGUUUUGCUCAGAUGCAAGCAAAUGUACUGCUUUUCGCUGACGACAAGGUAUCUUGGGUUGUGCGUAACCCGCUCAUAUCCCAGCUCGACCAGCAACUCAACCAAGCUGUACAACAGACCAGCGACAGUGGUUUGUCCAUUGAAGUACCGGUGGUACAACGCGUCGUCAACAGCAUCCGUGGUCAAGAACCACGGAACGAAUUGGAGUUCCUAACGUUGACCUACAUCAGGCAGAAAGCUGCUUUGCUGCUAUUCGGGAAUUUGGUCCUCCAAACGAUCAAUGGGGUCAUCUCAUAUGAGCACGACAAGCGUCGAGCAGAAGAUGCACUCGUGUCGGGGGAGAUAGACCCUCGAAUCGUUCUAACCAUCGUUCCUCCUCUCGAUCAGGAGAUUGCAGAGGGCAGCAGUGGUAUAUGGCUUCCUCAAGGGAUUAGAGAUACCGUCGAGAAGCUACGGCAGAGCUUCGAUCGAGAGAACAUUUCUCGAGAUGUCAAGGGACCUUAUGGCGACAACCUGCUCAACCUGGUGAAGCGAUAUCUGAUGGUGUGGCGCAAGAAAAAGGGGUUUGGCAGCGUCGCAGACGAAGCAUCUGUUUUCAAAACUGUCGAUGCCGCCCUCCUUCACGUCUUGCUCAUGCUAGAUCAGAACAGCCCUCGCGGGCCAGCCACCGCGGGAUCCGUGAGAGCGGAGCUUAACGAGGUCGUAGAUAAAGGGGUGGACUGCUUUGAUCGAGCCAUUGAGCUUUUUGAGCAGUAUCAUCGGCUCUUCAUGCUCAGUCGUCUGUAUCAAAGUCGCAAGAUUCCGUCCCAAGUUCUGGCAACCUGGCGGCGCAUCUUAGAAGGCGAGAAGGACACAGGCGGUGAGCUGAUCGAAGGCGAGCAGAGUGUUCGCCAGUACCUCAGCAAGAUCAGGGAUCAAGCGCUUGUGCAAGACUACGGAUCAUGGCUCGCGCAUAGGAACCCGAAGCUCGGCGUCCAGGUCUUCGCCGAUGACAGCAGUCGAGUCAAGUUUCAACCUACGGAAGCUGUGGCUAUCCUCAAAGAGCGAGCUCCUGGUGCUGUGAAGGACUACCUGGAGCAUCUUGUCUUUGGCAAGAACCACGUCCAAUAUGUCAACGAUCUGAUCGCUUUCUACUUGGACACAGUGCUCACUGAGCUGAAAGACUCGGAAGAGUCCCGAAACACCCUCUUACAAUCCUACGAGACGUACAGAGCGCUCCAUCCACCAAAGCCGACGUAUCGCCAAUUCAUCACCGACAACGCCAUUGACGCGGAAUGGUGGCGGAAUCGUCUACGACUAUUGCAGCUCAUAGGUGGAAGUCACGGCGCCGCAUCAAAGUACGAUGUCCAUACGCUUGGCGAGCGUCUGGCUCCCUUCAGCAAUGAGCUGGUGCCCGAGAUGAUCAUCCUCAACGGACGAGAGGGCAAACACGAAGAAGCUCUGAGGCUGCUCACCCACGGACUUGGAGACUACGACACGGCGAUCCGCUACUGCUUGUUAGGGGGCUCGAGCAUUUUCCACCCUGGCUCUGGGCUAGCACCAGAGCAGCCUCUGCCUACCAAAGAGGAGCAAUCACAGCUAUUCGAGUACUUGCUGAAUGAGUGCUUCAAGAUCGAAGACCUCAGCGAGCGUCUGGAGCGAACGGCGGAACUACUCGAGCGGUUCGGCGGCUGGUUCGACGUCGCGAAGGUCCUCGAUCUGAUCCCUGAUUCAUGGUCUGUGGAACUUGUCGUGGGUUUCUUGGUGCAUGCAUUCCGAAGGCUGGUGAGGGAGAAAAACGAGACCGUCGUUAUGAAGGCUUUGAGCAGCGCGCAGAAUCUCAGGCAGAGCGUGGAGUUCAUUGAGAAGAUCGAGGGGAUAGGACCUACGGUGGUGAAUGCUGAGGUCGAUGUGGAGGGAUCAUGA
Messenger RNA from Zasmidium cellare ATCC 36951, 3450 nucleotides. RefSeq lists its product as uncharacterized. Gene Ontology annotation, biological process: autophagy; vesicle-mediated transport; endosomal vesicle fusion. Gene Ontology annotation, cellular component: cytoplasm; fungal-type vacuole membrane. The record is from RefSeq and is a predicted model, not a curated record. Lineage: Eukaryota; Fungi; Ascomycota; Dothideomycetes; Mycosphaerellales; Mycosphaerellaceae. The coding region runs from base 1 to 3450 and encodes 1149 amino acids. The transcript has a single exon.